UUCGUCUUCCUGAAUUUGAUAACCAUCUUCGUUCUUUGGUCAUCCGUGUGUGUGGGAAAUAUAGUAUGGAGGCAAGAGGACAGAGCUCGAUAGCAGCAGCUCGGUACACUCUACCAGCAACCCGAUUGUCAUCCGAAGACAUACUUUUCUGUAUCGAUGUUGAUCCUGAAUCCCUCAUUGAAAUGAAGAAUACCAGCGCCAGCGGAAGACCUUUCACCAGAUUAGAAUCAAUUAAGCAGGCUAUUCUUCUGUUUAUCAAUGCUAAGCUUGCUAUUAAUCCAGAUCAUCGAUUCGCCUAUUCUGCACUCGGCAAAACCCCCUUUUGGCUUAAGAAGGAGUUUAGCAGUGAAGUUGAGUCUGCAAUUGCUGCAUUUCGAGCCAUCACAGUUGACUCUUCAGCUGGUCAUGCGGAUCUCACGCAUCUCUUUAAAGUUGCAAAUCAUGAAGCUAAAAAAUCCCGUUCACAGAAUCGGUUACUCAGGGUGAUUCUAAUAUAUUGUAGAUCAUCAGUAGUGCCACAACACCAAUGGCCCACAAACCAAAAGCUGUUCACGUUUGAUGUGGUUUACCUACACGAUAAACCGGGAACCGAUAAUUGUCCGCAGAAGGUGUACGAUGGUCUGGUGGAUGCCCUUGAGCAGGAUGACAUUGAUAUUCCUAAAUCUCUUACCAAGAAGUCACCCGCACCGGAUUCUGCCACCCCUACCCCUGCUGCUGCUGCUGUUGCUGAUCAAGAAUGUGUUCCUGUCUCCAGUCAGUGA
Messenger RNA from Lactuca virosa, 761 nucleotides. The record is from the annotation of a GenBank genome assembly. Lineage: Eukaryota; Viridiplantae; Streptophyta; Magnoliopsida; Asterales; Asteraceae.